Molecule: messenger RNA, 1716 nt
Organism: Rhipicephalus microplus (southern cattle tick)
Lineage: Eukaryota; Metazoa; Arthropoda; Arachnida; Ixodida; Ixodidae
Gene: ScsbetaG
Product: Succinyl-coenzyme A synthetase beta subunit, GDP-forming
Biological process (GO): succinyl-CoA metabolic process; tricarboxylic acid cycle
Cellular component (GO): succinate-CoA ligase complex; mitochondrion
Molecular function (GO): succinate-CoA ligase (GDP-forming) activity; ATP binding
Source: RefSeq, a predicted model, not a curated record
UUUUCUCUCCGUCGUCUCAAGGAAACAUGGAGGUUGUACGAUUGUCACGUGCGUUGCGCAUAGGUCGACUUUGGACGAAACAGGCAUGCUUAGCACCUCCGUCGUCAAGAUGUUUAAACCUGCACGAAUACCAAAGCAAACAGCUAAUGGCUGACAAUGGUAUUAAUGUCCAGAGGUUUAAAGUCGCCGACAAAGUGUCUGAAGCACAAGAGAUUGCUCGAACACUUGAUGUUGCAGAAUUUGUCAUCAAGGCACAAAUACUUGCUGGUGGCAGAGGAAAAGGGACGUUCAGCAGCGGCCUUCGGGGUGGAGUGAAGCUUACCAAGGACCCAGCCCAAGUGCCAGAGCUUGUGGAGAAGAUGCUUGGCUAUAAGUUGGUCACAAAGCAGACACCAAAAGAUGGCGUCCUGGUGAACAAGGUGAUGAUUGCUGAGGCUCUGGACAUAGCAAGGGAGACUUACCUGGCCAUCCUAAUGGACCGCUCGUACAACGGUCCUGUAGUGGUGGCCAGUCCAGCUGGUGGCGUGGACAUUGAAGAUGUUGCCGAGAAGACGCCACACCUGAUCUUUAAGGAGCCAGUCAGCAUCUUGGAGGGCAUCACUAGCACACAAGCACAGAACAUUGCCAAAAACCUCAACUUCAAGGGGCCACUAUUAGAUAAGGCAGCCGAACAGAUAGAGAGGUUGUACAACUUAUUUCUCAAAGUUGAUGCCACUCAGGUUGAAGUGAACCCAUUUGGAGAAACACCAGACGGAAGAGUUGUGUGCUUUGAUGCGAAGAUAAACUUCGAUGACAAUGCGGCCUUCAGACAGCAAGCUAUUUUUGCUCAGGAAGACACAUCUGAGAGUGAUCCUCGAGAGGUGCUCGCAACCAAGCACCACCUCAACUACAUUGGCAUGGAUGGAAAUAUUGCCUGCUUAGUCAAUGGUGCAGGCCUGGCCAUGGCCACCAUGGACAUUAUCCAGCUUUAUGGCGGUACACCAGCCAACUUCUUGGAUGUUGGUGGCUCAGUCAAAGAAGACCAAGUCACAGAAGCCUUCAAGAUAAUUACCGAUGAUCCAAAGGUCAAAGCUGUCCUUGUGAACAUCUUUGGAGGCAUUGUCAACUGUGCUACCAUUGCAAACGGAAUCACGAGUGCAUGCCGCUCAAUAAACCUCACUGUUCCUCUUGUGGUGAGGCUGGAAGGAACCAAUGUUGAAGAGGCAAGGAGCAUUUUGAGCUCCAGUGGAUUGCCCAUCACCACCGCUGCAGACUUGGAUGAUGCAGCGCAGAAAGCUGUAGCCAGCCUCAAAGGUUGAUUCACAGGUGCCUUCACUAGCCAAGGAGCCAAAUGCUUGGAGAAAGCAGUGCCACUCGGGCACAGAGAGUGCGCAAGAAGGCAAAGCUAGUUUAACAAACUUCUUUUCUGUAAACCUGCCGGCAAUUCUGCGCCGUAUGUACAGUUCAGUCCACAGUUAAAGGGAACACUCAAGUGAGUACCUGUCAUAUUUCGGGCCCCAUAACUGCAAUUAGACACAAAAACAUUGUUUGUGAAUGGCACUAUUCUACUGAAAGAAAUUAGAACUGUCAACCAGCAUUAGUCUUAUGAAAAUAUAAUUCACUAUGCUUUUGCCAACAGGUGAAAUCUGGACAUGGUGAACACGAAAGUGUUCCCUUAAACAGUGGACCCAUCUGUACAUAUGCGUAAAUAAAGUUUUGCUAUUAAUUUUGAACCCC